Molecule: messenger RNA, 1942 nt
Organism: Selaginella moellendorffii
Lineage: Eukaryota; Viridiplantae; Streptophyta; Lycopodiopsida; Selaginellales; Selaginellaceae
Product: CLP protease regulatory subunit CLPX1, mitochondrial-like
Exons: 4
Coding region: 1063-1632 (189 amino acids)
Biological process (GO): protein catabolic process; proteolysis
Cellular component (GO): mitochondrial matrix
Molecular function (GO): ATP hydrolysis activity; ATP binding
Source: RefSeq, a predicted model, not a curated record
ACGUAGGAUCCAUGUCAGUCAUGGUAGACACGCUGGCACGGUGUGGAAAGCUUGAGGAAGCAAAGGAAAUAUUUGAUCAGGUCCGCGGCUGGUGCAUCUCCUCUUGGACGUCGAUGAUCUUUGCAUAUACCUCGUUCGGGUAUUUUGAAGAAGCAGAGGCUUUAUUUUAUACAAUGCCCGAAGUAGAUACCAUAGCCCGAAACGCAUUUAUUUCAUCUUUAGCACUUAAUCUCAAACUUGCUAGUGCAGUUCGUGUUUUUCACAGGGCUAACCAGAGAGACAUAACAACUUGGAACACCGUUCUUUCUGCAUUUGCCCGCGAUGGGCAUCUGCAAGAAGCUGAAAAAGUUUUCCGAUCGAUGCCGGAGCGCGAUCUCGUGAGCUGGAAUUCAGUGCUGGAGGCAUAUGCGGGGCAAGGCAAGCCAGCCCAAGCGAUCGGAUUCUUCUACGAGCUUCAGCAGCAGUGGAUCCCGAGCGCAAUCAGCGUUGUUUGCUUCUUGGUUAUGACACGGGACUUCGGAUUGGAGGCAACCAAGCAGCACUACAGCUGCGUGAUCGAUCUCCUGUGCCGGGCAGUCGUUUUGGCGAAUGCCCAAGCCGUGAUUGCUGAAAUGCCCAGCGUUCCUGAUCUUGUCGAUUGGCAUUGCGUGCUCGCGUUUUGUUCCAGUGACAAAAACCUUGAACAAGGAAGAGUGUGUGCCAUGUCUGUUCUUGAGAUGGAACCAAACAACGCUGCUGCUUACGUCUCGUUGUCACAAACAUUGAUCUAAACUCCCCGCCAAGAUUUAAACUUUGGGCUGACGUGGCGCGCAUUUAUUGGUAGCGGGUUGCCUCGGCUCGGAAGGAACCCUAGAAAGGGAUCGGAUGUGCGCAAGAUCCCAGGAGCAGCAAGGAGGAGCAAGAACAAUCUCCUUCCUCCAUGGCCGCGGCUGGGUGAGGAAGAUGAUCAACAAUGCAUUGCUGGAAAAGGUGUCGUCGUCAUCGCCAUCGUCUUCUUCUUCGUCGGCUUCCGGUGGUGGUGGGAAUGACAGUUGAAGGAACUCCGGGGAAAGCUCCGGGGGCAUGAUUCCUGUGGAGCCACCGUCACCUCCCAUUCCACCAGACACCCACGUCACGCGCUCACACAAGAAAUCGUCCAAGCACAACUCUGGAUCGAGCUACUCGCUGGGUGACACGAGCCGGAGAUGGGGUGGUUCCAAUCUCGGGAGGAAUUUGUCUUCUCCUCGUGAGAUCUCCGAGGAGCUUGACAAGUUCGUCAUCGGCCAGGAACGAGCCAAAAAGGUGUUGUCUGUGGCAGUCUAUAAUCACUACAAACGGAUUUACUUUGAGAGUUUAAGAAAUGAAGUUGCCAAAGCCGCUGUUAUGGGAGAGUACGCAACAUUUUUUCUAUUCCUAUACCAACAAGUGCUUGCAUCGUUUUUCAGAUCAGAGGAAUUUAAUGAGAGCGUAGCAUUGAAUGCCAAUGCGUCUCGAGACGAUGAAGUUGAGCUUGAGAAGAGCAACGUGCUGUUGCUCGGUCCUACUGGCUCUGGGAAGACAUUGUUAGCUAAGUCAAAGUUUGUGAAUGUUCCCUUCAUAAUUGCAGAUGCUACGACGCUCACACAGGCAAGAUUCAAUCAACAAAUUUUCUAAGAUGCAUGCAAGGAAAUUUUGUUUGAGCUUGGCUCCUUUUUAGGCAGGGUAUGUUGGAGAAGACGUGGAACCGAGUUCAACGUAAAUGCAGCUCAGCAAGGAAUAGUCUACGUUGACGAAGUCGACAAAAUUACCAAAAAGUCAGAAAGCCUCGACAUUGGAAGGGACGUGAGCGGUGAAGGUGUUCAACAAGCACUGCUCACAAUUUUGGAAGGAACUGUAAGGAGCUGAAAUUCUAUUCUCAUUGCAAAGGCUUCUGGGGUAAUCAACUCGUUCAGUGAGUGUGUACAGAUUGUUAACGUCCCUAAGA